AUGUACGGUGACUUAGGCAACAAACUGGUGCAACACGCCAAACGAACGCAGAACCUCGCCCAUUUACCGCCCUACCAAGCCGAGAUAGUACGAGCCGUGGCACGCGAAGUUAGAGAUCUCGAUAAGGACGUGUCGGAACUGCUGGAGCCCUUCCAAGGGUCUUUCGACCCAGCCGCAGAUCAAGCAACUGCAUGCACACUACUUGUAAAUCACCUGUCGAUACGCAGAAACAAGCGAUGUCUACUCGCAUAUCAUCGAACUCGAACAGAUAAGCUGGAAGAGUUGGCGUGGAAGGGAGUGGACGUCCUGGAUCUUUCCGGGCAGCAAGUGCGCAGCAAUGCCGGAUCGUCAACCGGAGCCAACGGGGGUGCUGAUGGACCAACGAGCAGUCUGAGUCCGCAAGAGGAGGAAUACGUGAGACAAUACGGCGAUCUUCUGGCCGCGUAUAAGGGUCAGUGGACUGACAUCGAUCUGACGGGGAGCUUGGAGCCGCCCCGUGACCUGUUCAUCGACGUGAGAGUCUUGAAGGACGCGGGCGAGAUACAGACCGAAUAUGGCGCCAUCAACCUGACGAAGAACAGCCAGUUCUACGUGAGGCAAGGAGAUGUUGAGCGGCUCAUAGCGCAGGGUUAUCUCCAGAAGCUCAGCUGA
This is a messenger RNA of Colletotrichum chrysophilum, 651 nucleotides long. RefSeq names its product DNA replication protein psf1 (gene PSF1). The record is from RefSeq and is a predicted model, not a curated record. Gene Ontology annotation, cellular component: GINS complex. Gene Ontology annotation, biological process: DNA replication; DNA strand elongation involved in mitotic DNA replication. NCBI's taxonomy places the organism in Eukaryota, Fungi, Ascomycota, Sordariomycetes, Glomerellales, Glomerellaceae. The transcript has 3 exons. Bases 1 to 651 code for a protein of 216 amino acids.